AUCUAUUGUCUGUUUCUUCAAUGUGUGUUUGAAUGGUAUGAAUGCUGUCGCCUAAAUGUGAGUUUAAGGCAAUUUAACAUUAUUGAUUUGUUAACAGUCUGCACUCUUGUUAAUAAAAUAGAGGUAGUACACUGUCCACACUGCUCAUUUUCACACCGAAGUUUGCAAAGAGUUACUGCUCUGUACUGUACAGACUCUGUCUCCCUGCAUUAGUGGAAGACAUUUUGCCACAUGUUGCAAACUUAACCGAUAAGCUUUUGAGUUCAAACAAGCUUGCAUCUUCCAGUGCAAAGCCCAGAUAAAAACAGUAAUGAUAAUGAUGAUGGUGUCAGUUAUUAUCAGACAUGGGUUUUGUAAGGGUGUGUUGAUCUGGAUGUGAGCCAACAGUUCUGAGAGGACAACAAUAAGAGCAAUCCAGAAACUUAGAGCUCUGUUUUUAUUGUUUUUCUAUCUAACUACACCAGGUACAGUAGCAACAUAGUCACAGGCAAAGCACAACAUCGCACACAAAGAACUUGAUCAACAAAAAGUCUGUUUCUCUGACAACAACAUCUAUGACCAGGAAGGACACUUGAGAGUGUGACCAUUUGCUUUGGUCCCUGUGCACUUAUACAGUUCAAAAAUAUUCCUUUUUCAAAAGUGGAGUCACUAAACAAAGGCAUGGAUAUAAAAGGUUUUUAGUUGAGCUGUCUUGCUCUGUAGUGCUGAUAGUCUCAACAGUGUGAAAUAGUAGUGUUAGUGCACCAUUUGUUCUGCUCUGCUGCAGGCUGAGUGAUAGUGUGGACAGUUAGAGCAAAGCCAAAAUCAAUUAGGUGUGCAUAGUCUUGUGAGGGUCACACAACCAAAUAACACCAAUGAAUCUUCUUUUUUUUUGACCAGAAUAAGAAUAAAACUAAGCAACAUUUUUAAUUUGUUAGUCUCUAAAUACUAAUGAUGCUUAUACAGAGCGAUAAAACAGUUAGAGUCAUAGUGAGGUGUUGCUGAAUGUUCAGCAAUUCUUAAAAUGAUUUUUUGACUCAGGUUUUUCUAAUCCCACUCUCUGCAAAACACCCCAGCUAAAUCCUCUUCCUAUCUUAUUCCAUCUAUUGCUUUGCUGUACAACGCUUAUCUGCACAACUGUCUUGUCUGCAUGUGAUUAUGACCAAGAGGUAACGAUGGAUUAUGAGACUCACAAUGCACAAGAUAUCCUCUGGGCCUAAUAUGAGAUUUGUGCCAGGGAAAACUGUCACUUUGUCAUAGAUUACAUCCUCAAAGCCACCCGCACAGACUGAGCCCCUUUCUUCGACUGCUCUUCAGCCUCCGAGAACUGUCCUCAACUGAUAAGGCGGUAAUGAGAAAAAGAGGAUGUGGAUAAUCAUUCUGCAUUCACAACUCUGGUAUUACAGGUUUUCUUUGCGCUCUUGAAGCUAAGAAGUAUUAUGAGGUCAUACUGUCGCCCUCAGAGACAGAAAUUAAAGGAGUGGAAUGAGAAAUUGGCCUUACUUGCAAAGGAGAGAGCAGCAUUGUGUCACACAGACCCCUCCCCUCAACACGCCUCAUCUUUCAGUCACGUUGGCUGGAACACACAUCUUUCUGCUUAUGGUGUCACCUCAUUUUCUGACGUCAUUCACACUUGGUUUGAGGAGGGGACAGAUUUUCUCUACUUGAGUGGGCAAUGUAGAGAGAACGCCACCUGUCAACACUAUACGCAGUUGGUGUGGGCCACUUCCAGUAACGUGGGCUGCGCCAGCCAGCUGUGUCUGAGAGGAGGAGACCUCUGGGAGCUAUUUGUCUGUGCAUAUUACCCUGGGGGUAACUGGGAGGUGAAUGGAUGGCUGGUGAUGCCCUAUAAGAUGGGGCUGUACUGCUCUCUCUGCACCUCUUCCAUGUCUGGCUGCUUUAAACUGUGGGACCAUGUAGGUGGAUUAUGUGAGAUUCCAAGGAAUCCGUGUCGUAUGAGCUGUGGUCAGCAUGGCCAUCUUAACAUCUCAUCCUGCAAGUGCAAGUGUGACCCUGGCUUCACCGGACGCCUCUGUCAGGGUACCAGCAUCAACAUCAAGUUGCGGUGCAGUGUGCAGUGUGUACACGGUCGUUUCAAAGAAGAAGAAUGCUCUUGUUUGUGUGAUCUUGGCUAUGGUGGUGCUGAGUGUGCAGAGAAAGUGCAGUUUCCCUUUCACAGCUGUGAUGUGAUGAUAGAUGGUGAUUGCUUCAUGGUGUCUUCAGAAGCCGACACCUACUAUGGAGCCAAGAGUCACUGUCAGGAACGAGGGGGUAUUCUAGCUCACAUCCACAAUCAGAAGGUUCAGGACAUCCUGGCGUUUUAUCUCAGUCAGCUGGAGACAAGCAACGAGGUCACCAACACUGACUUUGAGACAAGAAACUUCUGGAUUGGUUUGACAUAUAAGCCUCUGAAAGACUCAUUUCGCUGGGACACAGGAGAGAUCCCCAGAUACAGCAGCUUUGCCUUUGGGCAACCUGACAACCAAGGCUUUGGAAACUGCGUGGAGCUGCAGGCAUCAAGUGGCUUUAAUUGGAACGACCAGCGCUGUAAAGCGCAGAACCGAUACAUUUGCCUACAUGCUGCAGAGAACAUUGUCCGGUGGGAAGAAGGCAGGUGACCUGGAUUUCUCAAAGGGGUGAAACUAGGUGUGCAGUACGGUGGUUGGGACAAUGGCCACUGUUGUUGGUAUAUGUUUUGUCAAUCAUUGUACAUGUAGUUUAGAUGUACUGUAUAUACUGAUAUACUGUACAUGUUUGAAUGUUUAAUGCAAAUGUUUCAUUAUUAAAUGGGUGUAUGUUA
Messenger RNA from Siniperca chuatsi (mandarin fish), 2779 nucleotides. Its product is annotated as C-type lectin domain family 18 member A-like. Lineage: Eukaryota; Metazoa; Chordata; Actinopteri; Centrarchiformes; Sinipercidae. Bases 1419 to 2597 code for a protein of 392 amino acids. The record is from RefSeq and is a predicted model, not a curated record. The transcript has 12 exons.